CCUAUAAUUUUCCAAGAUUGGAGUAACCAGCCUUGAGGAGAACUUCGACCACUUUUUUGAUAUAACUGUGUGAAGGUCAAAGUUAAAAUGGCUGCAAAGGUCACGAGAAUGGCUUUUGGCAAGUCAAGAUUUUGUUUUCAAAAUUCAUGGGCAGUUUUAGGAAAUUGGCAUAAUUUUGUUUUGAAGCCUUCAACCAAAGUUCAACCCACACUUGGUAUUUGUCGACUAUCAACUGAAGCUACCACAAAUUUUGUGAAUGUUGUAAAUGAAGGGUCAUAUUGCAUUGUUGAAAUGAAGAGGAGUCCAGUCAACUCAUUGAAUUUAGAAAUGAUGCAGGAACUAGCAAAUGUGAUUGAAAAUUUGGGAGAAGAUUCCUCAUGCAAAGGAAUGAUUCUCACAUCUGCUAUAUCGAAGAUCUUCUCAGCUGGACUUGAUAUCACAGAGUUUUUGAGUGGGGAUGAAGAUCGAUUAAGAGAAUUUUGGAAAUCAUUUCAGAAUAUUUGGAUAAAACUUUAUGGUUCUACCUUGGCAACUAUUGCUGCAGUCAAUGUAUUGGUGUAUUUGGGGUUAGGGGCCGCACCUGCUGGUGGCUGUCUUUUAGCACUAUCAUGUGAUUACAGAAUUAUGGCAAGUGAUGCCAGUAUUGGUCCUAAUGAAACACAGUUGGGCAUUGUUGCUCCCACUUGGUUUGCCGACACCAUAGUAAACACACUGGGUCAUCGUAAAACUGAACAUAUUCUUUGUCUUGGACAAAUGCUUAGUAGUAAUGAGGCAAAAACCAUAGGUCUGGUUGAUGAAGUUGUAAAAAAAGAUGAUUUGCUAUCAACAGCAAAGAAGGAAAUUGAAAAAUGGCUUGCUAUACCAGACAAAGCAAGAUCUAUAACAAAGUUGAUGCUAAGACGCGCAACUUUGGAGACUAUUAAUGAACAGAGAGGCAGAUACUGAACAAUUUGUGAAUUUAACACAGCAAGAAUCCACACAAAAAUGAUUGCCAUGUACAUGAAAAACUGGCCCAAAAAUCAAAAUCUUGAAGAUAAGAGGUGAUGAUUGAGUAAGAAGACAAGAUAUUUUGACACAAGUGUUGUUUGUACACAGUUAAGUAACUACAAUGUUAUAAAUAUGUCCAAGAAAAUUAAAUUAUUAUUUCACACUUUCCAUAAAA
Xenia sp. Carnegie-2017 is the source of this 1162-nucleotide messenger RNA. RefSeq names its product enoyl-CoA delta isomerase 1, mitochondrial-like. The transcript is spliced from 8 exons. The coding region runs from base 88 to 945 and encodes 285 amino acids. Lineage: Eukaryota; Metazoa; Cnidaria; Anthozoa; Malacalcyonacea; Xeniidae. Gene Ontology annotation, molecular function: enoyl-CoA hydratase activity. The record is from RefSeq and is a predicted model, not a curated record. Gene Ontology annotation, cellular component: mitochondrion. Gene Ontology annotation, biological process: fatty acid beta-oxidation.